This is a messenger RNA of Penicillium brasilianum, 6512 nucleotides long. NCBI's taxonomy places the organism in Eukaryota, Fungi, Ascomycota, Eurotiomycetes, Eurotiales, Aspergillaceae. The record is from the annotation of a GenBank genome assembly.
GUUCAGACAGGUGCUAAAAAUCAAGAUUCAUUGAAGCAGUCAAGCUUUUAUGUGGCUGCGAUGCAGCUGUGGAUAAAGUAGUCCUAGUUUGUCCGGCCGAGACAAGAAAGUUCUGGUCUGCCCUUGCUAUACGGCAAUGCUGAAUAACCAGAAAAUGAUGCAGAUGCUAAAAAAACCAUACAGAACGAAUAUCACAAAGAGAGACCCUGAUAGUGGCCCUGGAGAUAUAGAUGCCACGAGGGCCCAUUGGGGGUAUCAUCAAACGGAGCGUACUGGAAGUCCAGACGUGGAUGGAGGUGAUGGGGUUGUUGAGACAGAUGCAAAGGUGUUGAAGCGGUAAACAAAAUCAAAGGCAGAAGAGGGCUUCCUCGCCGAAUUCACGGAUAACGCUGCCUUCCUCGCGAAGGAGACCUCCGAGCCAGUCCUUGGCUGUCUCGAAGUCCUUGGCGCCGAACUUGACCAGGACGAACCCGGCGCGCACGCGAGCUGCCGUCCAAGUGACAUCGCCCUUAGUGCUGAGCGACGGCUCGGGCGCUGUAGAUGGCGCCGAUGAGGCCCAAUUUCGGCUGCCAAUCCGAGGCUGGGAGUUGAACUGGUGCAUGAGGUAUGUGCCGAGGCUGUCGAACACCGGGCCCGAUAGAAUCAAUGUACCGACAACUCCAUGCGGGCGCGUGCGUUCCUGAAUGAUGUUCAAAGGCACCAGGCCGGCCUGCGGCGGUGGCGUGUCAGCACGGCCAGAGUGGCUAUUUAGCCCGCUCUCGCCGGCUUCCUCGUCAGAGUCCUCAUCUGAAACCUCAAGGUCGUCGGUCUCAUCAUCCAGGAUGACCGAGUCACGCAGCAGGAGCCGGCUCUUGCCCGUCUUCUCGUCGGUAGCCCAGACUUCGUUACGGCCGCGCCAGAAGCGGAAGUUCCAGUUUUCUCCGCGCGACGUCCGACCUUGUGUGACCCAGUCCAGAACACACAGACUGCUGCGCUCGUCACCCUUGGCGGCGGCGUCGACAGUGAAUGUUUGUACUUGCGCGUAGCGACUGUUCUUGAAUGGGACGGAUGGGUCAGGCAAGUAGCACAGCGCUGCUUGGCGACCGAUUCGUACGUCCAGAGACUGCUGACUCAUAUCGGCAAGGUGUUGGUUGGCCGGCAUUUGCUUGCGAUGACCCUUGAUCAAUUUGAUGCCAUUGGCAUUGCCGGGCUCGGUCUUAAAGAUCUUGGUGCUCCCUUGCGGCGUGGUCACUACCAUGCGAGUCCUCGGUUCGAGUUUGAUCGAUACCUCGAUGUGAUCGCCCGGUAGCAGACCGCCGCCAUAGGUAAGAAGAUAGAGGUGGACCGGCCUUGAAGGACAUGAGCUGGACAAGGUAGAGGACUCUGCACUGGGGAUGAACCCCGGCGCCCUCGGGACGAGCUUCAGUGGGUAUUUGUAGGUGAGCGUGGUGAGAGUGGGGUUGUUUGGUGGGAGGAGGGAGAGGACGACGGUGCCUUGGCCCGGCUUCGCGAUGGAAGACUCGAAGGGCGAGCGGAUGGGCAUUGCUGGUUGUCGCAUGAUGCCGCUAAUGUACGUGCGUGUUGUUUUGGUUCUUGGUGGGGGAAAUUGGGAAAUGAAAUGGGGAGUUGAGAGGAAAAGAGGUGGGCCGGAUGAAGGCUUAUCAAGAUAGAGAGGGACGGGAGGGAAAAAUGAGCCAAGCAAGCAUGAAAUGAUGCAAAUGUCAGGAGGGAGUAGUUGUGACGCUCUGAAGCAUGAUGCGCAUGUGCAGAAACUGAGUUUUUUUCGUUCUUACCCCAGACUCUUGGGAUCUCGGGGCUUUAAGUGGAAUAUAAUUUUAGCCCUGGCACGUCGGGGCGAUGAUGGCAUUCAUUAGUCAAUGGCGCCUCCACUCUAGGGGAGGGUACCGUCGGUUGUCGUGGCCCCGUUGGCUCCAGCAAUUCCAUGGACACUGCACGAUGCGUCAAGCGGGGGUCCUCUCAUGACUUGUUGCCUCCGUGAGACCAAGCGAAGUGGACUGAAUUGCUGCGCCGAGAGGAGUUUUUAUGACACACAAGAUCCAUGGAUCUUCGCACUAGCAAAUGCCCAGUCAGUCUCGGCCAUGUUGGCGGCUUUGGACUUGCCCUAUGGGGACCCCCGCAAGCCACUCGUGAUGUACGCGUGACCCGCUAGAGUUAUGUCAGCGUCCAGGGGGGGGCAUUCGGUUAGGUAACCUUGAUUGCCUGAAAAUCUAGGAUCCCAUCACGCUCGGCUGAUUCCUCAGGCCAAAGAAUUUACGUUGUAAGGCUCCCAGGCUCCCAGGCUCCCAGGCCAUCACGCAGGCCACGAGGGUUGCGAGGCGCUCAGGCACCCAGUCGCGUCGCACCUCCUUUACGUUUCCUUGAGACCCCCGCUCUUUUCAUCUAUCGGGUUUCUUUCUUUUCCCCGGACGAUCGAUUCGCGCACCCACUCUGGCAUGCAGUAAAUCUAGCUGCCUCGACUCUCGAACUCCCACGAUAUCAGCCCGAGUCCCCCUUUCACCGGUGUGCUCAUUCGCACGAUCCCGUUCGCUGCCGUUCCACGGCGCGUUCCACCAGAAGCGCGUUUGGUCCUAACUCGCUUAGAUCUCAAUCCCACACACGAAUACACACAAUCUCCUCAUCAUGGACGUGGACAACCCAAGUAGCCCGGCGUCCACGCCCGCUGAAGACCGCCGCAAAUCCAGUCGCAUGACGCGACGACCCGAAGUCUUCUCGCAGAGCAACCACUCCAUCCUCGAUGCUAAUGCUAGCGGCAAGCGCAAGCGUGGCGACGCGCUCGACCAGUCCGACAGUGAUGACAUAUCGGAGUCCGAAAGUGAUGAUGCGGGCGACGAAGACGCUUAUGAGGAGGAGCUGAGAGAAAAGCGACGUGCCGCACGCAAACAGGGCACCAAGAAGGCCCCCGCGAAGAGAGGUACACAUGCUGCGAAAAAGCCCAAGGUCGCGAGCAAUGGUGUGGGCCGACAGCUGGCUUUUCGACCUGCAGCAAACGGUCGACUGCCAUCAUCGCGUCCCCGCAAGAUCAAAGUUCGACCCAGCCUGGCAUCUGGUGAACGGGGGUUAUAUGCCGAUGUUUUCGGAAAGAGCAACAAUGCAGAGACGGCGGCUGCCCAGUGGCUGAGUCAAUAUCAAAAUAACCCCGCCGUGGCCAUGCGCGACUUGGUCAAUUUUAUCCUCCGAUGCACCGGAGAUGACUUGGAAAUUACUGAGGAGCAGGUGGUGGAGGUGGACCAUGCGCCUGAACACAUUACAGAGCUGCAGGAAGUCUACAUUGCGCACAAGAUCCCUGACUAUCCCCUCGUUUCCAAAGAGAAAAAGUACCGCGCAUUCCAACCCGUUCUCGAGGAGUUCUUCGCCGCUCUGAUCCAAACCUUCCACCACUCUUCGAUUCUAUACACUGACGUGGCUCUGCUCGAGAAUAUUCAAAUUUGGAUCUCAUGCAUCUCGACAGCAGGCAUUCGGCCAUUCCGGCAUACGGCAACUAUCAUUUCGCUAGCUAUGACGACCGCCUUGUGUGGAAUCGCACGCGAAGUAACGACUACUGUAACGACCUCCCGUAAACAGCUCGAGAGCGAAAAGAAAAAGAAAACCGUCAACAAGGGCCGUGUCGAAGCAAUUCAAACCGCCAUCUCCGAAGGUGAAACAAAGAUCGAGCGUCUGGACGAGUUCUUGCAAGAUGGAUUCGAUACUGUCUUCGUUCACCGUUAUCGGGACGUCGAUGGCGUAAUUCGGGGCGAAUGCCUGGCGUCUCUUGGCAGAUGGAUCGCGACAUACCGAGAAAUGUUUUUUGAGGGCCAGUACUUGCGAUAUCUAGGAUGGACCCUGGCUGACGUGGUCGCGCACACCCGGCUGGUAGUUCUGACGCAAUUGCUUCCUCUCUACGAAAAUAAGGAUAACAUUGCUGUUCUUCACUCCUUCACGGAUCGCUUCCGCCCACGUAUUGUGGAGAUUGCUGCACAGGACGCCGACAUCAAUGUCCGUGUUGCUGCGAUUGAGCUGCUGAACCACCUUCGUGAGGGAGGGCUACUUGAACCCGAUGAUAUCGAUGCCAUCGGUAAAUUGGUCUUUGACAUCGACCCACGAAUCCGGAAGACUGCAGGUCGCUUCUUCGUUGCCAAUGUCCAGGAUGCUUUUGAAGCGUCGACUGAGGAGAUCGCAGAUGAGAUGAACGAUAUAUUUGCCGAUGACGAUGACGACGAUGAGUUCGAAACGCCCAAGCGCUCAUGGAUCAAAUACAAGAAUCUGGUGGAUAUUUUCCAAGCUUAUGAUGACCAUGGUGAGGAGGAUGCUCCUGAACAGACCACGGCUCGUGGUGUGCUUUCUGGAACGCCUGCAGAUUCACGAUUCGUUCUGGCGACCGAGGCUAUCUACCCACACAUGGAGGAGCUUUCUCAAUGGCAGUCUCUGGCUGGUUAUCUGCUUUACGACCACUCGCAGAUUGAGGAUGAGCCUGAGGAAGAUGAUACCGCUGGGGUUUUGCGAACUUUGUACAAGAUGAAUGAAGGGCAAGAAUCAAUUCUUCUUGAGAUCUUAUGUGCCGCGGUCAAGCUGCGUGUGCUUGAUGUUGCAAAGUCUGACAUCGACAAGCGUGGACGCAAGGUCAAGGCACUUACUGCUAAGAUCCCUGAGCUGCAGGAGGAAAUAUCUCAUGGCCUUGCUCAAAUCAUUCCUCAGCUUUUGAACAAAUUCGGAUCCGCGCCCGAGGCCGCAUCUGCUGUUCUGCGUCUGGAGCAUCUAGUGGACUUGGAUACCAUUCAAGACCUCCAGAAGGAUGCGACCGCCUACACAUCGUUGCUGAACGACAUCAACAAGCAGUUCCUAACUCAUUCAGACCAAGAUGUCUUGGCCGAAGCUAGCGUUGCUUUCUUGCAUGCCAAGAGCUCCGAGGAAAUGCGUGAGGCUCUCGAGGGUAAAGUGCAGGAGUUGUGGGACGAUAUGAUUGACACCCUCGGUGCAAUGUCUCGCAAAAAGGAAGUCCAGGCGGCCGCCUACAUUUCAGAUCCCACUAUCACCGAACUCGCUAACACGGUUACGCGAAUUUUCAACCUCUCUACAAUUACCGACUGCACAACUAUCCUGGAGACGGUACCAAAGGCUCACUCAAAAUCCAAGAAAGACACACUUGAAGCUCCUUUCAAUACACUCAUCCAUUUGACCAAGCGCGGCAUUCGCAAGCCGGACGAGGAUGAGGAUAUUGCCAAAGCCGAGACUGAAGUGGUAGUCAACAGCAUCCGGACCUUGCUUUUCUAUUUCAUGUGGAAGGUGCAGGCGCUCACAGCUACAUUGAAGGAUGGGAAAGCGUCUUUCACUACGUCAUACUUUGAAUCUCUCACGAAAAGCCGUGAAACCUUUGCCUCUGCUCUUCUGGCGAUUAUGCAGAAGCGUGCUGGUCUCGACGAUCUUCGUUUCACAGCCGUCACAACGUAUCUGGAUCUUCACACUCUCUUCGGCACUCUUCGCAACAUCGGUCAGGGCGUCGGCAAUGAUGAGGAGGUUCUCUUCCAAGCUCAGAGCCUUGUGCACGAGGUUCCGUCCGAGGGUGAAUCCAUUGUCGCCAAGAUUCAAAGCAGUGCCGAGCGCGUCUUCGCUAAAAAGUCCAACCGCGACCUUGAACCUGCAGAGGAUGAUGCGCCGGCCUCUGAGGACGAACCCGAGGAUGACGAUGAAGCUAGUGACUCUGAUGACGAGGCCAUUGCCAAUGAGCGUCUCCGUAGCAGCAUGAUUGCGGAGCAGCGUCUCUGCGAGUUGACUGGUAAGCUCGUCUUGGCCAUCAUCGGCCGCGUGAUUGAUGCUUCUGGGUCGAAGCGCGGCUCCCUUAAGAAACGACUCUUGCAUAACAAGAACGGCCUCGGCCAAAAUUACCGCGAAGUCCUGUCGUACCUUGAGGAGCGCAAGCCUCGCAGUGCGCCGCGCAGCAAAGGCAAACAGUCCGCCAAGGCCGAUGCCGGUGAAGGUGAGGGAUCUACAACAAAGAAGGACUUUAAGUCUGCCGAACGCAUCGACGACGACGAGGAUGAGGAGGACGGGGACGAUGCUGAUCCAGUGGAGGAAGAUGACGAGGAGGAUUUGCGUACUCGCGGUCUCGUCGCUGAAGACAUUGACCGUGAGAAUGAUGAGAACGAAGAGCUUGAUGAUCUAGCACCCGAAUCGGACGAGGAUGAGGUGAUGGGUGACUAAGUAUGCUGUCUGCAGACCUUUUAAGUGAUUCAUAUGAUGAGGAGUUUUGCUUUCAUAAGCCUUUGAUAUUAUAUCAAUGUCUCCUUUUUACCUUUUCUUGUCUUUCCUAAUAUUCCCGAUGUUCAAAUUACAUUCCUCUGUACUACAUGCGCACCAAAUUCCGAUCCUUCUCUCUAUGAAUGAUGGCCAUCUUUGGCAUACAAUUUAUAUAUGUAUUAGGACUGAGCCGCAUCUCCCCCAUGAAUUUAAUUCGCUUGAGUUCCGUGCUGUAUCUUUGAUUGCGUCCCCAGUCUGAAUGAAGCUGGUGGAUGACCAGGGCGAUUGGAGUAUAGCAUCGA